Anneissia japonica is the source of this 2104-nucleotide messenger RNA. RefSeq names its product DBH-like monooxygenase protein 1 homolog. The coding region runs from base 106 to 1932 and encodes 608 amino acids. The transcript is spliced from 13 exons. The record is from RefSeq and is a predicted model, not a curated record. Gene Ontology annotation, biological process: norepinephrine biosynthetic process; octopamine biosynthetic process; dopamine catabolic process. Gene Ontology annotation, cellular component: secretory granule membrane. Gene Ontology annotation, molecular function: copper ion binding; dopamine beta-monooxygenase activity. Lineage: Eukaryota; Metazoa; Echinodermata; Crinoidea; Comatulida; Comatulidae.
UGACCUUAAGUAGGCCUUUUUUGUUCCUAACUGGUGUGAUACGAAUACUGUACUGUCUUACGAAUCAUUCUAUGACUGGUCGCUAAUAGGCCUAUAGAGAAAAAGAUGGUCUCCAAAGUGAAAUACAUGAGCUGCCUGAUGGGCAUUUUAUGGGCGAUAUGUAAGGCACAGAACUCUAUUAACGAAGAUCACGAGAUUGUAUUAAGUGGCGAAUAUAACUUUGUUUUGAAGUGGCGUGUUGACGGAGAUUAUAUCUUCUUAGAAAUUAGCGCCGAUACUAAUGGAUACCUUGCUAUAGGAUUUUCUGAAAAUGGAGGCAUGCCUGGUGCUGACAUAGUGGCUGGAUGGGUAAAAAGUGGUGAUGUAUUCUUGUCUGACCGUCAUGCAACAGCAUAUUCCAAACCUGAUGCAGACAAAUCUGAUGAUUACGAGCUCCUGUACGGAUAUGAAGAAGGCGGUAAAACUACAAUCGGAUUCAAGCGAAAAUUAGAAACAUGUGACACUGACGACUACGUCAUUUCCACUGACACCUCAAGAAUCAUUUGGGCUUUGAACGACAAGGAUCCAGAGGACAUGGACGAUCUGGUAUAUCACGGCUCAUCGCGUGGGGUUCGUUCUGUGGUGCUCAUUAAUGGUGGUGUUCAAAAACUCAUCAAUAUUCCCCCAGACGCAGGUUAUUUUGAUGUAAUCAUGCCAAAUGUAACAGUUCCGCAUGAUCAAGAUACAACAUAUAUGUGCUCAACACACAGACUGCCAAAAUUUGACACCAAAGUUCAUAUAAUUCGAUUUGAGCCUCUUGUCCAGAAGGGACAUGAAUAUUUAGUUCAUCAUCUAUUGCUGUUUGGGUGCUAUGACGCUUUAUCUACAGCAAAUGCCAACUGGACGGGAGUUUGCCGACACCCAAACAUGCCACCGGAACUUUACAAUUGUGGCCGCAUUAUGUGCGGGUGGGCGAUUGGCGGAAAUUCAUUUGAGUUUCCAGAAGACGUAGGGGUAUCACUUGGUGGAACAGAUGAUCCAACGUACUUUUUCAUUGAAAUGCAUUACGACAACCCGACGCUUUCAACUGGAUACCACGAUAACUCUGGUUUAAGGAUUUAUUACACCCCGACUAUAAGAAAAUAUGAAGCUGACACUUUGAGAACGGGCCAUAGGGUUACACCGUAUAUGUUAAUCCCGCCAAAAGAAAAAGAAUUUACAGUACAAGGAUUUUGCCCAGCAGAUUGUACAAAAAAUGGGUUAUCUGAGGAUAUUCACAUAAUAGCUGUCCUUCUACACGCCCAUCUUGCAGCUAGGAAGAUGAGUAUUCAACAAUACCGCAAUGGAAAGCUGAUUGAUGAUUUAGCACGAGACGAUAACUAUGAUUUCAACCUUCAAGAGAUUCGUCUGCUUCCAAAGCAAAAAACCAUUAAACCAGGUGAUGAUUUAGUGGUCACGUGUACAUAUGGCACCAUGGAUCGGGACAAUAUCACAGUGGGAGGAUUAAGAACAAAAGAUGAGAUGUGUUUAGUGUUUCUGUAUUACUAUCCUCGACAACCGAAUAUUGUUACUUGUGUAUCAUAUGAAAGUGUCGAUGAUUAUUUUACAACAUUUGGAAUUACCAUCGAUGGUGCACUAAAUCCCUACAAUAUGACUGCUUUCCGGUACUUUUACCAUUAUAUCUCUACAAGUCAAACUCAAAAGGAAAUCAAUGAACGGCUUUUUAAGGUGUACAAUGGAGAUCGUUACGGUCAAUGUCUCGAUUAUAACUCAAAUCAAAUUGAGGGAGUCAAAUCUGAAAUAGAUUUUUCAGAAUGGUACAAUAAGGGACAACGAGCUGCCAAGAAGGACGUGUGUGGCGUCAAUUCAAUAAAUGGAAGUGAUCAGAUGAGGGCGGGUAACUUAAGUUUCACAAUGAUGCUUGCCAUGUUCUUUACCAUGUUGUUCCUGUAAUAUACCUAAUAACUGUAACAUAUGCAAGGGUCAGUGCUGUUUAACUUUAGCUACACAUUAAUAGGCCUACGUUUUAUAACGUUGAACUUAGGCCUACGUUUUAUAACGUUGAACUUAACUCACAACCACACACACACAUGUGUAUAUUGCUGUACUGUAUGAAGUCACCUGA